AUGCAGACUUGCAUACACUAUGUUUCCCUCCGUACAGCAGACCUUCACCACAGUGUUACCCUCCGUACAGCAGACCAUCGCACACUGUGUUACCCUCCGUACAGCAGACCAUCGCACAGUGUUACCCUCCGUACAGCAGACCAUCGUACAGUGUUACCCACCGUACAGCAGACCAUCGCACAGUGUUACCCUCCGUACAGCAGACCAUCGCCCACUGUGUUACCCACCGUACAGCAGACCAUCGCCCACUGUGUUACCCACCGUACAGCAGACCAUCGCCCACAGUGUUACCCACCGUACAGCAGACCAUCGCCCACAGUGUUACCCACCGUACAGCAGACCAUCGCCCACAGUGUUACCCACCGUACAGCAGACCAUCGCCCACAGUGUUACCCACCGUACACCAGACCAUCGCCCACAGUGUUACCCACCGUACAGCAGACCAUCGCCCACAGUGUUACCCACCGUACAGCAGACCAUCGCCCACAGUGUUACCCACCGUACAGCAGACCAUCGCCCACAGUGUUACCCACCGUACAGCAGACCAUCGCCCACAGUGUUACCCACCGUACAGCAGACCAUCGCCCACAGUGUUACCCACCGUACAGCAGACCAUCGCCCACAGUGUUACCCUCCGUACAGCAGACCAUCGCCCACAGUGUUACCCACCGUACAGCAGACCAUCGCCCACAGUGUUACCCACCGUACAGCAGACCAUCGCCCACGGUGUUACCCGCCGUACAGCAGACCAUCGCCCACAGUGUUACCCACCGUACAGCAGACCAUCGCCCACGGUGUUACCCGCCGUACAGCAGACCAUCGCCCACAGUGUUACCCACCGUACAGCAGACCAUCGCCCACGGUGUUACCCACCGUACAGCAGACCAUCGCCCACAGUUUACCCACCGUACAGCAGACCAUCGCCCACGGUGUUACCCACCGUACAGCAGACCAUCGCCCACAGUGUUACCCACCGUACAGCAGACCAUCGCCCACGGUGUUACCCGCCGUACAGCAGACCAUCGCCCACAGUUUACCCACCGUACAGCAGACCAUCGCCCACGGUGUUACCCACCGUACAGCAGACCAUCGCCCACAGUUUACCCACCGUACAGCAGACCAUCGCCCACGGUGUUACCCGCCGUACAGCAGACCAUCGCCCACGGUGUUACCCACCGUACAGCAGACCAUCGCCCACAGUGUUACCCACCGUACAGCAGACCAUCGCCCACAGUGUUACCCACCGUACAGCAGACCAUCGCCCACAGUGUUACCCACCGUACAGCAGACCAUCGCACCCAGAGCAAGCUACGCCAGAUCACUUCAGAGUACGUCAGGCUUUGCCAGAAUACGUCAAAGCAUGUCAGAGCACAUUUAUCAACUGCAACUUAA
Procambarus clarkii (red swamp crayfish) is the source of this 1392-nucleotide messenger RNA. RefSeq names its product adhesive plaque matrix protein-like. NCBI's taxonomy places the organism in Eukaryota, Metazoa, Arthropoda, Malacostraca, Decapoda, Cambaridae. The record is from RefSeq and is a predicted model, not a curated record.